Chilo suppressalis (striped riceborer) is the source of this 2308-nucleotide messenger RNA. The record is from the annotation of a GenBank genome assembly. Lineage: Eukaryota; Metazoa; Arthropoda; Insecta; Lepidoptera; Crambidae.
AUUAUGGCAAUUGAACGUAUUGCGCAUGCGACGAAACUUAUUGUUACGUAGACUCUAACAGGGAGAGCACACGGACUAAAACAGACAAAGUGUGCAGCAAAAUAUCAUGUGCCCAUAGUGCUUGGACGCUUCCUUGACGAAUAGGGUCGCGUUAUAACGUAAAUAGUGUUCGUCGCGCAAUUGUAACAAGCAAGACAGCCGAGAAAAUGAUAGCUGAAAAUUGUGAAACCGAUAAUCACAAUGGACAAGCCAGAGUAGCAAAUUGCAACAACAUGAAGCCCUACAAAACGUACCAGUUACUUCCGAAGUUAUGCUGUGGAUUGUUUUCACCUUCACUCCCGACUUGGAAGGAAACAAAACAGUAUUUUGGAAUUAUUUGUUGCGGCUUAUCCCUAUGGGGGUCAUCAUGGUUCAUAUUCAGAGACGUAGUCGCACCAGGAGGGUUUAUAUUCCACAUGGCGGGGACCGUGAUCGUCGGAUAUGUCUUCGGUCACGUCAUGGAGAGAUAUACGUCCAUCAACUGCAUGGUUGGCAUGACCAUAAUUGGUGCUUUGUCGAGAAACUUAUUCCAAUACAACUUUUUGGAAAACCCCAUAGCAGAUUUAAUAGAUUCAAAUUUAAGACGAAUUUAUCCUGUGAUCAUCCUGACGAAGGGCCCACUUAGUUGGAACUGGGAAUAUAUUAAGAGUAAUUCCUUGAGAGUGUUCUCGCUGGCAACACUGCCUUGGAUCGUGGAGUGUUUGUCGACCGCAUCCCUUACCCACCUCCUGCUGGGGUUUCCGUGGUAUUGGGGUCUUCAUCUAGGUGCUAUUCUAGCGUCAGUAUCGCCCGCCGUAGUAGUACCCACUGCAAUGACACAAUACGCCCACGGGUUUGGUACCAAGAAUCAAAUAGCGCUCCUUGUUGGUAACGCUGGAGGGCUAGACACAGCCUUCACCGAAGGCAUGUUUGGAGUCAUAAAUAGCGCCAUAUUCUAUCCCUCAACGUUUACUUAUAGAAUCAUAAAAGCAGCACUAGCUAUAUUUAUAGGCAUUGGCCUUGGAAUACUGUGGGGAGUUCUGGCGGAUUCUGUACCGGAUCACAGCGACCCUUACGCACCCACUGUACGAAGUUUACUCAUAUUUGGCGGAGGGUACUUCAUAACGUGCGCCGGUGGAUACCUCGGUUGGGGAGGGACAUCUGGUGUUGCUAUAAUGGUGUGUGUUGCAACAGCGGCGACGCGAUGGGCUCGACGGGGCUGGCCGAACAAUAAUAAUCCAGUAUCCGAGGUUUACAAGGUUCUUUGGCUGAUAUUUGAGCCUAUGCUCUUUACUUUAAGCGGAUAUUUCUUAGACGUAUCACAAAUGUCACUCGAGGAGUUCGGUCUAAUAUUAGGCUGUAUUUUCGCAGCGCUGUUCUUUCGACUGCUCACUGCGUUCCUAGUGUGUCUGGCCAAUGAACUGUCUGUGAAGGAAAGCCUCUUUGUUUCCAUCACAUGGAUACCGAAGGCCAUAGUUGAGGCGGUGUUAGUUCGAGUGGCGUCAGAUUCUCUGUGGCAAGAUGCGACAUUUCGAGACAAGCGUAUAGCGGCGCAGCACUCGAAUAUAAUCGUUAUCGCUAUUAUUUUAACGUCCUCUUUGGGUUCUGUUCUGACAACGAUAACGGGACCGAUUUUGUUAUCAUCAGAAUCCGGGGCUGUUUCUGUAGGUAAGCAGAGCAGUUAAUAUGCUACGCCGAUUAUGUAUGUUGUGCGCUUCUUAUAAUUCUCUUUGGAGUUUUGAAAACUUCUGAAUCUGGUUAAGGUAUUUAAAAUUAUUUUAUACUAGGAUAUCGAGUUUUACUAUUUUGCGAGCUGGAUUUCAUUAAAUAGAAUUAUGAAUAUGAAUUUUAUUUCUGAAACCGUUUGAUUAAAUUACUUGUAUCUUCUAUGGUGGCCUUAAGGCCUACUUGCUACAAAGUUCUUAAUUCAAAUUUAAAACCUUCUAACGUCUAAGCGCGCAUUUCAUCUCUCUAUUUGACUUAAAGAAAUAAUAAAGAUGUAAUAAUGUACCAACCAAAUACGAUUAUCCCUUAAUUUGAAUUAAGAACUUUGGUACAUGUGGGUCUUAAUUUCUUUAUUUGUGUACUACACACACAUACGCAAAUUAUGAGUAUAUCUUUUUUUUAUUCCGUAAUAUAGUGAAACGUCAUAUUGCACCAAAUAUUGCAUAGAAAUAUUUUGUCUGUUACAGAUGGGUAUCAGAAAAGAACGUUGCCAUGUCAGACUUCGCUCUCUAGAAAAAACAACGUUUCCAACUCCCUCCACUCUAUAGAAAUUCAAUAAAUACUC